Messenger RNA from Zerene cesonia (dogface butterfly), 1136 nucleotides. Its product is annotated as glycosylated lysosomal membrane protein-like. NCBI's taxonomy places the organism in Eukaryota, Metazoa, Arthropoda, Insecta, Lepidoptera, Pieridae. The record is from RefSeq and is a predicted model, not a curated record. The coding region runs from base 249 to 1136 and encodes 295 amino acids. Gene Ontology annotation, cellular component: lysosome. The transcript has 5 exons.
GUGACAUGACACAGGCUUACUUUGCAAUUGAAGUUCUUGCCGUUUGCGUGAUUCUUUGUUAGGAAAACACAAUAAAUGAUAUAAUUUCUAACAGUGAGACAUCAAUUUAAGAUAUCAUAUGCAUUAUCGUUCUCAGUGUAAUUACAGUCUCGUCUUGGCGCACGUGCUGAUAUGUUUAUUGUAUGAUUUGUUACUUUUUGACUUGUGAUCUUUGCGUUAAGUGAAUAAUUAUUGUUUUUAUAAACACAAUGUUCCCUUUAGUGAUAAGGAUAUAUUACGCCUUAUUGAUUACCCUUAUUUUUUCCGCCGCUAAUGGAUUGGAUAGAAAAAUAUCAUCCAUUCUGAAUCCUGGAUGCAAUGACUGUCCCAUGAACACUACAACUCUGGUGUAUGUCAGGGCUGAUGGUGAUUCAGACACUAUUCAUCAGAUAUGGGAUUUUACACGACACCUUCCAACAAUGGUGAUGUCUGUUGGUAGUCUGAACUCCUCCUUAAACAUCAAGUGGGAUGGAACGGAGCCAAAGGACUUCUCUUGGUCUGAAGAGCCUAGAUACACUUUUGCUACUGUUAUGGACAAAUUAAUUGAAUAUGAUGACUUAAACGACAAUGGUUACAUAAGCCCGCAGUAUCCACAAAAGGAAUACAGCUGCAAACGAAUCUCAUGGGCUCUUAAGGAGAGUAUUUUAACUGAACAAGAGGCAAUGGUACAUGUUGUUGGAACAGUACAUUCGGAAAGACAUGAACGGGACGGAUUUGUACAUAUGAAGGUAGAUCUGCUACCGUUCAGGGACUACGCAGUCGAACUGCCGCAUUUGAUUCACACGGCGAAUUCGUCCCUCGUGGAUAUCUCCCUAGUCAACUUGACCGUGUCCAAAGAGUAUAACGCAUCGAGGUUCGCGCUGCACUUCGUGCUGGUCAGCACGGAUGACGCGAGCGAUACGAUGCAUUAUACUAUGCGCAAGAGUCUGGACGACGAACAUACGCCGGGCGUUUUUGAGAUAAUCGAGAUCAAGACUCCAUCGCUUUUUAAAAAUGAAGAGGGCGGCUACCUCCAGUUCCGACCGGUCGGCUAUACAGACGUAGAGCGAAAUGUUGCCAGCUCCACUAUGGCGCACGUCUCCAACUUUAACAGGUAA